This is a messenger RNA of Mucor mucedo, 896 nucleotides long. RefSeq lists its product as uncharacterized. The coding region runs from base 238 to 717 and encodes 159 amino acids. Lineage: Eukaryota; Fungi; Mucoromycota; Mucoromycetes; Mucorales; Mucoraceae. The record is from RefSeq and is a predicted model, not a curated record. The transcript has a single exon.
CCGUAACCCGACUCUGCCAUCGGACUAUGAAAUAUACGGGCGUUGCAAACUGACUGCCCACCAAAAAUUCAAUCCUCACCCCGUAAUCCACUAUGACAGCAACUCAACUUCGUAAUUAGAUAAUACCACCAAAAUAUGUUGAAUGAAGCAGUAACUGUUACGCGUGCUCAUAUAUUGGAUUAACUCUUUGUGGAUUUUGACGAGGAGUUUUCCAAAUUGACAUGCGAUAAAUUAAAAAUGAUCAAGGAUUCCCGCAAAUUUCAUUUCACUAAUUAUUAUGAGUACAAAGAAGUGCAAUAUAAGCUUAUUACCCGUUAUACAGACGUACUUGAUACGUACCAUAGCCGUAUUGCCACUAUCACAAUUAUAUUAGAUUUUUUGCACUUGUUUAUUCCUUCCAACGUCAAGAAGGAUUACGAUGCAAAGCAUGUCGUGCCAAUGCUUGUCGGUAUUGAUGUAGAAGAUAUGCCUGAGACAUUAGCUGUAGGGGAACCAAACGAAAAGCACAAGGAUGAAUUAAAAAAAUUCCUUUUCACAAAAAGUAACAACCUCGGAACAUGCCGUAGAAUCAUAAUAGCUAAGCUGAUUAUAAAGCUUCUUCAUCGUUGUUUUGCUGCGAAUGAUUACACAUACGCCAGUGUGAGAUCAAAUUGCAUCUCUUUUCUUAGCCUCUUGGUUGAACCUUUAGUUCCUUCUCUAACUUCAAAUACAGAAUAAAAACUACUUUCUAUCUUUUUUUUACCAAGUUGAUUUCCACUUAAUUUGUAAGACUUUUCGAUUUCCAGUCAAGAACCCACUUAAUUUCUAAGAUUUUUCGAUUCCCAGUCAGUCAGACACCCAUCUAAUUCGAUUCCCAGGGCAGAAAAAAAAAAGACAAGUACUUCUCUGCCGCUUAA